AAGGGCUGAAAUAUUUCUAAAUUUGAUAAUAAUUUAUUAAGAUUUGAUAUAAUGAUCAUUAAAAGGAACAAAACGGUAACUAGUCCAGAAUGUAUUGCCUAUCCUGCAGUAGUGGAGAAAGUUUAUGACUACACACCACAAGUUAUGCCUCCGCCUCUCCCUUUCAUUGCUGAUGCUUAUCAGCAAACAGAGCAGGAAUUUGGGUGAACAACGAACAUCCCUGUUUAUUAUGCAGAAGAGUGCGGGUUCUCAGGAUUCCCUCCUAGCGAGAUUAUUCAGUUCCACCCAGUUGAUACAUAUCCAAGUGCCCAAGAUUACAUAAGCAGUUUCAAGAUGACAUACUGCUUCUGUACCUCUCAUCCAGAGAAGCCGAUCGACAAGAAGAACUCUCCAACUGCUCAGAGGUCCAAAGAUAAGCAGCUUUCAAAGUCAGAAAUUAACUUGACCAUGCUGAAGGACUAUGACUGGGAGCCAGUCGAGAAGGAGAACCCGAUGACUGGUCACAAGUACACCGUCUUCAAGUGCACUUACAAAAACUGCAACAAAGAGAUGGAGACUACUUGGAAUAUGCUGGAUCAUGCAAGGAUGCAUAAGGGAGUGAAGCCCUAUGAAUGCCCAUAUUGCAAGAAAAAGUUUACGCAGAAGGGUAAUAUGAGAAAACACGCUAAACUCCAUCUUACUCCACAUGUUGAAGCUAGGAGAAAAUAUAAGUGCGAGUUCUGCGGAGGAGGCUUCACUGAAAAAUAUAACUUGAUGACUCACUGCAAAACCUUCCAUAAGAAAGAAUUGGCAGCAAAGAAAAGGGGAGAGCAAGAAGGGGCCAGGCCAAAUGAGCAUAAUAAUUUUAGAUAA
Moneuplotes crassus is the source of this 852-nucleotide messenger RNA. The record is from the annotation of a GenBank genome assembly. Lineage: Eukaryota; Ciliophora; Spirotrichea; Euplotida; Euplotidae.